AUGAGGCCUGAGAACCAGAGCAGCGUGUGUGAGUUCCUCCUCCUGGGGCUCCCCAUAAGGCCAGGGCACCAGGGUGUGUUCUUCGCCCUGUUCCUGGGCAUGUACCUGACCACGGUGCUGGGCAACCUGCUCAUCAUCCUGCUCAUCAGGCUGGACCCCCGCCUGCACACGCCCAUGUACUUCUUCCUCAGCCACUUGGCCUUCUCUGACAUUUCUUUGUCAUCUGUCACUGUCCCUAAGAUGCUAAUGGACAUGCACACACAGCAACAAUCCAUCCCCUAUGUGGGAUGCAUUUCUCAGUUGUAUUUUUUCUUAAUUUUUGUUACUCUUGACAAUUUUCUUCUUGCUAUGAUGGCAUAUGACAGGUAUGUGGCCAUCUGUCACCCUCUACACUAUAACACCAUCAUGAGGGAGGAGUUGUGUGUGCUGCUGGUGGCUGGUUCCUGGAUCAUCUCCUGUGGCUGUGCCCUCUUGCACACCAUCCUGAUGGUGCAACUCUCCUUCUGUGCCAGCAAUGUUAUCACCCACUUCUUCUGUGACCUCACUGUUCUCUUGAAGCUCAGCUGCUCAGACAUCUCCCUCAAUGAGCUGGUCAUUCUCACCGAGGGAGGAAUGAUUACAUCCUUGUCUUUGGCUAUUGUUCUGGGCUCAUAUAUCUGUAUAGGGACCAUCAUCCUGAAGGCUCCCUCCACCAAGAGAGUGUUGAAAGCUUUUUCUACCUGUGGCUCCCAUCUCCUUGUGGUAUCUUUAUUCUAUGGGACACUUGCUGUUGUUUACUUUUUGUCCUCGUCAUGGGAUUCCAAAAACAUAACUGCUUCGGUCAUGUAUACAGUAGUUACCCCCAUGCUGAACCCCUUCAUCUACAGUCUGAGGAACAGAGAUGUAAAGCAGGCAUUAGAAUAUUUGUCAACAGGGUUAAAAAAGUUAGUAUGUCAAUGA
Molecule: messenger RNA, 939 nt
Organism: Phyllostomus discolor (pale spear-nosed bat)
Lineage: Eukaryota; Metazoa; Chordata; Mammalia; Chiroptera; Phyllostomidae
Product: olfactory receptor 1J4-like
Exons: 1
Coding region: 1-939 (312 amino acids)
Biological process (GO): G protein-coupled receptor signaling pathway
Cellular component (GO): membrane
Molecular function (GO): G protein-coupled receptor activity; olfactory receptor activity
Source: RefSeq, a predicted model, not a curated record